ACGAGACAAUGACCAAAACGAGCAGCUGAAGAAAUACUAUACCGCCGCGAACGAACCAAGAGAAGAAAACUCGUGUUGCCUUCCAAACUACGAUGCGUGUCCCCCACUGACACCUAAAAUGGCCACACCCAUAACCUACCCAACUCCAUUACAUGAACUCGUCCCACUUCCCACUCACCAUUACUCUUCUCUGCUCCUCUCUUUUCUUUCUUGAUUCUACCAACACCCUUCUUUUCACCACUGUGGUGUAAGAAAUGGCGGAAGUAAAUAAGAUUCUGUAUAUUGUGAUUGUCGACGGAGAAACCAACAAUAAAACGGAGAAGAAGGAUGAAAAUACGGGGAAGGAUUCAUUUCGAUACACUCGUUCUGUUUUGCAGAGUACUCUUCAACUUAUGGGGUGCAAAGCCCGCCAUGCUUUCAAGAUUAGCAAACGGGUUUUCGAGAUGGUGAGAAGUCAAAACUCAAGUCACACUGCAGCCGGAGUGGGUUUAUUUGGAUCUGAAUUGUCAUAUGUUGUACCGAAAUUUCAAGAAUCAUUGUCUAUUGGUGGUCGUUUUGGUAAUGCUCGGGUGAGCAAUAGUUUAGUUGUUGAGAAGGAUGGUGGAAACAAAAGUUUAUCGUCAGAGUCGUACAAAAGGCGAACAACAGUUUUCAUUGAGAGAGACAAGUUCUUAGAUAUUGUAUGUGAUGCUCUAUCUGAGUAUAAAUAUGUGGGCCCAAACCAACGAGAAGAUUUGAUUUUAGCUUGCAGAAUCCGUGAAAGGAAAGAAUCCAUUAGCAUCUUGCUGUGUGGUACUAGUGGCUGUGGGAAAUCUACAUUAUCGUCCUUGCUGGGCAGCAGAUUGGGUAUCACUACAGUUAUAUCGACAGAUUCCAUAAGACACAUGAUGAGAAGUUUUGUGGAUGAAAAACAGAACCCAUUAGUGUGGUCGUCUACCUAUCAUGCAGGGGAGUACCUGGAUCCUGUUGCUGUUUCAGAAGCAAAAGCUAAAAAGAAGGCCAUGAAAGCUGGAAAUACUACAUUUCCGAAAGAUGGAUUGCAGGAUAAUGUUCAAAACGAGAAAACUGAUGAUCCAAUAGAGGUGGGUUCAAAUAGUUCUGAGUUAAUCAGUCCAAAACAAAUGGCUAUUGAAGGAUUUAAGGCCCAGAGUGAAAUGGUCAUUGAGAGUCUUGAUCGGCUUCUUACUGCAUGGGAAGAACGGAAAGAAUCUGUUAUCGUUGAAGGGGUACACUUGAGUCUUAAUUUUGUGAUGGGGCUUAUGAAGAAACAUCCUUCAAUAAUACCGUUCAUGAUAUACAUUUCUAAUGAAGAUAAACACUUGGAAAGGUUUGCGGUACGUGCAAAGUACAUGACCCUGGAUCCAACAAAAAAUAAAUAUGUUAAAUACAUUAAAAAUAUUAGAACAAUUCAAGAAUACCUAUGCAAUAGAGCUGACAAACAUCUUGUUCCUAAGAUUAACAACACUAACGUAGACAAAAGUGUCGCAGCAAUCCAUGCCACAGUUUUCAGCUGUUUACGGAGGCAUGAGGCUGGAGAGCAGCUAUACGACCCAACCACUAACACAGUAAGUGCUGUUUACGAGGAAUUUAGAAAUCAGUGUGCUGCCGAUUCUCUGAGUUCAAAAGGGAUGUUUCAACUCAUUCAAAGGCAGGGGUCAUCGAGACAUCUGAUGGCUCUUCUUAACAAUGAUGGGUCUGUUGCCAAGGCUUGGCCAGUUAAUUCUAUUGACAGCAAUGGAAAUCCUGUUCUGGGGCGUGGUGCAGACACUGAGAUAGGAACACCUAUGUAUGGACCCUUGCAAAUCGGCAAGGCAGAACCAGUUAAUCUUCAGUUUGGUCACUUUGGCUUAAGUGCUUGGCCUAAUGAUACUGGGGGAACAAGCCAUGGUAGCAGUGUUGACGAGUCUAGGGCCGAGUGCAAUGGAAUUGAUACUGGCAGUAGAUAUUACUCUUCAUGCUGCAGCUCACCCCGUAUGUCCGAUGGACCUGCUAAAGAGCUCAAGGAAGAUAUCUCAGUUUCUGGCAGCGAUGAAGAGGUUGAUGAUCUUCCGGAAAUGGAUAGUGAUGAGGAGUUGAGCGGUGGUGACAAUUACACUCCUGAAGAGGUUGAAGGGUCCGUUGAUGAAGAAUCCACAAAGUCGGAUGAAGAGUAUGAUGACCUAGCAAUGCAGGAUAACCAAGAAUGUGGCUACUUAUCAGAUGAUGAUAACGAUAACGAAAACUUGGACGGAAGCAACAUAUCAGCUCUUGUGCUUGAUGCCAAAAGUGGGGAUAUGCACUCGUCAACUUUUGACAUGUUUGUGAGGACUAAAAGUGAGCCUUUGUCUGAAAAAUUGGAUUCAUAUAAUCCUGUGUUUGUUAGUAGUGAUAAGAAAAUCCUGCCAAGGAAUAGUAGGAUGAGAAAGCGCUCCCUCAGCAUUCCGACUUUUAGGAAGCAUGGAAGUGAUGCGGCCAUAACUGGGGCAUCGGAGCCAUAACGCAACAAUUUUGUUUUAUUACAGUCUAACCCUGAAGUUUUCGAAUGGUGUCUCUGUUUGAUGACUUAGCAAAUGGUUGUUGAUAGGGCUGCACAUGGUCCGGUCUGGUCUGGUUUGACAGAAAAAUCAGACCAGACCAGAAGUUCCGGUCUGGAAAUUUUUCAGACCAGACCAGACCAGUCAAGAGACCAGACCAGACCGUUCUAGAACGGUCUGGUCUGGUCUACGGUUUUUUUUUUGUAUUUUUCAAUAAGCUGUGUUCCUGGAAAUAUUGCGAUAACUUUCUCAAAAAAAUACAAUCCAGAAAAGCAAAUGUUGUUAUUCAAGAGUGCAAGAGAAAAUUAGAGGAAAAUUGCACUGUAUUAUACAUCAAUUCCUCAAGACUCAAUUUCCAGGCAACAUUUACUUUUUGCUCAUUACCAAAUAAUCUGCAGAAUUCUAACUCAUCUUUCUUAUAAACUAAGAUUCAUACAACCCUAAAAAAGUGUUAGAAACUUUUACUAGAAAAAUAAAUCAUUAACAAGCCACAAUAAUACUCUACUAUCCACAAUACUUUACACACAACCACAAAAA
Molecule: messenger RNA, 3050 nt
Organism: Amaranthus tricolor (Joseph's coat)
Lineage: Eukaryota; Viridiplantae; Streptophyta; Magnoliopsida; Caryophyllales; Amaranthaceae
Product: P-loop NTPase domain-containing protein LPA1 homolog 2-like
Exons: 8
Coding region: 255-2477 (740 amino acids)
Source: RefSeq, a predicted model, not a curated record